Messenger RNA from Amborella trichopoda, 3054 nucleotides. RefSeq names its product auxin response factor 1 (gene ARF1). Gene Ontology annotation, cellular component: nucleus. The record is from RefSeq and is a predicted model, not a curated record. NCBI's taxonomy places the organism in Eukaryota, Viridiplantae, Streptophyta, Magnoliopsida, Amborellales, Amborellaceae. Gene Ontology annotation, biological process: regulation of DNA-templated transcription; response to hormone. Gene Ontology annotation, molecular function: DNA binding.
ACGGUCUCGCUAACCUAACCACGGUUGGAGUUUAACCCAUCUCACUUAACCGCGGUUUGUUACACUCACUGGAGUGAAACGCUUGUAUAAGGGCCUCGAGAAAAGCGGUUUUCUGGGAUUCGGUUCAGGCCGAGUGCGGUUUUAGGCGGUUUUUUCUACCGGUUUCGACAGAUAAAGAGGUUUUCUGGUGAGUUUUCGUAGUUUUACGAGCGGUUCCGCAGCUUCGAGUGUUUGGGAAGGCCGUUUAUUGAGUGGAAAAACGGUUUAUUAGUGGGAUAAGUUGAUCUGGUUUUUGGUAAGGGAUUUGGGAGUGGCCAUUUCCGAGUUUUUGUGGUUUUGUGUGGGGAAUCGGAGGUAUUCAAGGGGAUUUCGAUGAAGCAGAGGUUUUUGACGGGCUUAUGGGGUAGUUGAAGCUCUGGAAUCUAGGGUUUAUACGUGGAUUGCUGGUAUCGUGGUUAGAGAUCAAGGUUUUUGAGGUGUUUUCAUGGCGUAUGCUGAGGAAUUUAGGGGCGCUUUACCUCAGCCUGAACAAAGCUUGGGCAUGUUUCCUCAGAAUUUGUCAUCGGAAUGCUCUGCGCCAGGUCCAACAAAUGAUGCUCUGUAUAGGGAGCUAUGGCAUGCCUGCGCGGGCCCUCUCGUUACCAUACCUGGAGAAGGAGAGCGUGUUUAUUACUUUCCUCAGGGUCAUAUGGAGCAGCUAGAGGUUUCUAUGAACCAGGGUGUUGAGCAGCAGGUGCCUCUUUUUAAUCUCCCUUCUAAGAUCCUCUGCAGAGUUAUGCAAGUUCAGUUGCGGGCUGAGCCAGAUAAUGAUGAGGUUUAUGCACAAUACACCUUGAUACCAGAGUUAGAUCAAAGUGAGCUGAGCAGUCCUGAUUCUUGCCCCCCAGUGCCUCCUAAACCUGCUGUCCGUUCCUUUUGCAAGACUCUAACUGCCUCUGAUACGAGCACACACGGUGGAUUUUCUGUUCUUCGAAAUCAUGCUGAUGAAUGCCUUCCACCACUGGAUAAGACUCAGCAGCCCCCAACUCAGGAAUUGGUGGCCAAGGAUCUGCAUGGAAUAGAAUGGCGUUUCAAGCACAUAUAUAGAGGGCAGCCCCGAAGGCAUUUGCUCACGACAGGUUGGAGUGUGUUUGUGAGCUCUAAGAGACUUGUUGCUGGUGAUGCCUUUAUUUUCCUGAGGGGUGAUAAUGGAGAGCUUUUUGUGGGCAUAAGGCGUCUAUUGAGGCAGCAGAGCACCAUGCCAUCCUCUGUUAUAUCCAGUGAUAGCAUGCAUCUUGGUGUGCUUGCUACUGCUACUCGUGCCAUUUCCUUCCAAUCCCUCUUCACUGUCUACUACAAACCAAGGACGAGCCCAUCUGGGUUCAUCAUCGGUGUCAACAAGUACUUGGAAGCUAUGAACCAUAGGCUUUCAGUAGGGAUGAGAUUUAAGAUGAAAUUUGAAGGGGAAGAUACUUCCGAGAGAAGGUACACUGGUACAAUUAUCGGUGUUGGAGAUGUUUCUCCUGGAUGGAAUGACUCACAAUGGAGAUCUCUCAAGGUUCAAUGGGAUGAGUCCUCUGCUAUCCGGCGGCCUGACAGGGUUUCUCCAUGGGAGCUUGAACCCAUUGUUUCAACUUCUCCUCUCACCACCACCAUUCAGCCAAGAAACAAACGUGCCCGUUUGCCCAACAUGCCAAUGUCAAGAGAACGUUCAAUCCUUGGUGGCUGCAAGAAUACAACAGACCCUAGUUCACCGUAUUGGUAUUCCUCUCAGACUACCCAGACAUCUGAAUUAAAUUCGGAUACUGAGGGAGAGAGUGGUCAGAGCCAUAUUUUGUGGGGUCAAAAGCAAAUGGAUCUAAAGAAUGAUGCUUUAGGCCACAGUCCUCGUCCUUCAACUGAGAAUUGGAUGAACCACUUUUCGAACCAGACUGAAUCCACUCUUUUGAAAUCUCCAAAGCUUCUUUUCCAGGAUGGAGAGUUCAAACCAGAGCGUGCACGCUCAAUUGGUUCAGCUUUUUCAUCUGGCGAGCUCCAAAGUAAAUGGGCACCAUCAAUGGCUGGCCAUUCACAAACUGAAGGUUCAGUUGAACCUCAUUCAGAUCUCAAUAGAGGCUGCCUCAGUGGGAUGGUUACAAAGGAGAGGAAACCUGAUAGUAAUGGCUAUAGAUUGUUUGGUAUUUUGAUUGAUAAUAAUUCUUCUCAUGGAGAAGAUUCUCUUCCUCAAACUGGUAAAAUACCGGCAGCCAUAGAGGAACAUCCAGUUCAAGCUUCUGUAAAUGGGCAUAGCCAACCUGCCGAUUCAGAAGAUCCAUCAAGGGUGGCAAUUAUUGAAGGGAAGUCCUCACACUCAUCACCGAAGGAUGUGCAUAAGGCAAGCAUAUCAACUAGGAGUUGCACUAAGGUUCUCAUGCAAGGAAUUGGUGUUGGGAGGGCUGUGGAUCUGACAAAGUUAAAUGGUUACCCUGAUCUCAUAAAAGAGCUUGAGGAGAGGUUUGAUAUCAAAGGGGAGCUUCAAUCCCCUAACAAGAAAUGGGAAGUUGUCUACAUGGAUGACGAGGGUGACAUGAUGCUCGUGGGUGAUGAUCCCUGGGCGGAGUUCUGCAACAUGGUUAGAAAGAUAGCAAUCUAUCCAUGUGAAGAAGUGAAGAAGAUGACCAAUAGAACCAGGCUUCAUUGCUCUGAGGAGCCUGCAACCCCAACUUCGGAACACAAGACUGAAUGAUGCUCCUCUCUCUCUCUCUCUCUCUCUCUCACUGUUUUGUAACCAAGGCCCAGGCUGAAGAAUAGGAGUUUCAUAAAUGACCAGGCUAAUUUGAAGCUCGGUUUUAGAGGAGCUCAAGGGAAGUGAAGCUUUUAGGGAUUGGUGGGUUCAGUAUAUAUAAGAGGCUGAAACUGUGAAUACGGUUAUUUAGAGUUAGCUUUGGAGGCAGGAAUUAGGGAAGGUUGCUUUAUUGCCUCCUAUUUUGUAAAUAAGUUUGUGGAUUUGAGUUUGGGAUAUAUACACUUUUUGUGUAUUUUGUUAGUGGAAUGGAGGUUGGUUUUAUGCAAGAAAUGUGAUUCCAUUUGUCUUUA